GUCGAGCAUCAGUUCUCCGCCUCCGCAGAGAGACUCUUCACUCUUGCAGCCUUCAUCCACUCGAUUCUUUGGUAAAUUGUCUCCAACGACUCCACAAGAGCAACAAGAUGCAGAAGCUACUUCUUCUCGUAGGUCUGUGCGUGCUCGUGGCGCACUUGGAGGCCACAUGCCCCCGAAAACUGGUGUGCACCUUCCAGAGCAUUCCCAACUUGAACACGGCCAACCUCAACAACUUUAACAUGGCGUCCCACAUGGAGCCGGAGCUGUGCACCCACAUCGUCUUCAAAUCUGUCCAGCCAGAUAAUGCAAUGGUGAUUCCCUCAAGCGGGGGGCCAAUUCAGGAUCAUCACAACUUCAAUUUGGCAUUUCCGAGCGCAACCGCGAAAACCCUUUUGGAAGUCGAUCUGACCCAGACUAGCAGCGCUAUAUUCGCACCUUUAAACAUGGCCACUUUUAACACAUCCGUAAUCAACGUCGUGGAUGCUGCUGGCUUCGAUGGCGUCAACAUCUUGUGGUCGCAAAGCCAUGAAAAUGAACAAGACAAGAUAGGAUUCACAGCUCUCAUGCAGGAGCUGAAUGCCGCGCUGGAAGAAAUGCCAGGCACGCGACUGCUCACCGCGAGCGUAUCCGGUGUGCCUUCUGACAUCGAUUACAGUUACGAGGUCCCACAGCUUGCCUUGGUCGUCGACUUCUUCAACGUGAUGACCGCUGAUCUUGACCGCACUUCUACUCCCGGCCAAUUCGCCGCUGCGAUUGCAGGAAUGCAGAAGUUGGUAGCAAAGGACGCACCAAAAGCAAAGCUCAACAUGGGAAUCGCCACGUACGGUUUUGACACCAACAACGCCAAUCCAAAGAUCUGGGCCAAAUACCAGGCAUGCGUUGCCCCGGCGUCUUCAAGCACGGUUCGCGUUGACAGCGCUGCGACCAUCGACGCCAAGGCCCAGCACGUUGUGGAUGAGGAGUUUGGAGGAGCCUUCAUGACUUCUCUGCAACUGGACGACUUCGAUGGAGUCGCCUGUGCCGCGGGGCCCUUUCCCGUCAUCCAGCGUGUCAAGGACGUAGUCUGCCCUUGAUUCGAAAGCGACGAUCGCGCGCACGAGGGUGAAGGCGACUCUCCUGCCCUCUCGCAAAUCCCCCUUCGCUUACUUGGGACGCGGGCCCCCGCUUGAGACUUGGCCGGUCUCAGCCGCCACGCUCGUCAUCGCAAUUUGACAAAAUGUACAAAAACGCCAAGGAACAACGCGCGGUGUUAAAAAGAGACGCACUGACCAAAUUUGGGAUGGAGAGCAGAUGAAGAUUAAAAAAAAGUCACCUCAACAGAAGGACCACUUGCAAAAAUUCUGUUGCAGCACCAAGGACGAAAUAAGAAAAUUUGCAUGACCGUAGAUGCGAUCUCUCAAAUGUGAUAAACUGAAGAAACUCUCGGCAGCAUGAGCCAAGUCUUUCCAAAAAGUCUCGAAAAAUGGCGACAUUGUCCCAAAAGCA
Hippocampus comes (tiger tail seahorse) is the source of this 1485-nucleotide messenger RNA. RefSeq names its product acidic mammalian chitinase-like. The record is from RefSeq and is a predicted model, not a curated record. Gene Ontology annotation, biological process: chitin catabolic process; carbohydrate metabolic process. The transcript is spliced from 12 exons. Lineage: Eukaryota; Metazoa; Chordata; Actinopteri; Syngnathiformes; Syngnathidae. The coding region runs from base 108 to 1073 and encodes 321 amino acids. Gene Ontology annotation, cellular component: extracellular region. Gene Ontology annotation, molecular function: chitinase activity; chitin binding.